Molecule: messenger RNA, 798 nt
Organism: Salvia hispanica
Lineage: Eukaryota; Viridiplantae; Streptophyta; Magnoliopsida; Lamiales; Lamiaceae
Source: RefSeq, a predicted model, not a curated record
AUGAAUCCUCGGCGUGAAGGCAAACGAGCAAUCGAAGCUCAAAUGGCUCGAAUGUUAGAGACGGCGAUGCCCGCAAUCCAAGAAGAAAUCAACAACGAGGUGGAACGCUAUCAAGCUGCUAUCCAAGCGUGGAACGAGCAACACGACCGGGUACCGCGUACUCGGAUGUAUAUCCACCGAGACCGUGAACAAGCUGUUGUGGCUCGUGACGCGUACUUUAUGCAAACAUUCGAUGCUGUCGGGCGGCAAAGUAUAUCGACUUUACAGAAAUGCACAUCCGCCCUCCGCCAACUCGCUUACGGAACAACUGCAGAUAUGUUUGAUGAGUACCUCCAUGUGAGCGAGCAUACUGGACGCGCUUGCCUAGCCAAAUUCUGUCGGGCAGUGAUCGAAGCAUUCAAGGACACAUACUUGAGAAAGCCAACGUCCGACGAUGUUCGCAGAUUGGUGCGAAUGCACGAGGAGAGGCACGGCUUCCCGGGGAUGCUGGGCAGCAUCGACUGUAUGCACUGGCCGUGGAAGAAUUGUCCAAUGGGUUGGAGAGGAGCAUUCACUAGCGGGCACAAGGGCUCGCAUCCAACGAUUGUGUUGGAGGCCGUUGCCGACCAACGGUUGUGGAUCUGGCAUGCCUACUUUGUAGUCGUUGGGUCGAACAACGACCUCAAUGUGUUGAACGGGUCUCCAUUGUUCAACGGCUUGUGUGCCGGGCGAGCGCCUACCGUAGAGUUCACGGCCAACCACCGUCGGUACACUAUGGGGUACUAUCUGGCAGACGGGAAACUGUUGGGAAUGCUCUAA